Molecule: messenger RNA, 1599 nt
Organism: Trichoderma gamsii
Lineage: Eukaryota; Fungi; Ascomycota; Sordariomycetes; Hypocreales; Hypocreaceae
Exons: 3
Coding region: 1-1599 (532 amino acids)
Biological process (GO): post-transcriptional tethering of RNA polymerase II gene DNA at nuclear periphery; transcription elongation by RNA polymerase II; poly(A)+ mRNA export from nucleus
Cellular component (GO): transcription export complex 2
Molecular function (GO): RNA binding; double-stranded DNA binding
Source: RefSeq, a predicted model, not a curated record
AUGUCUCUAGUCUCUCAAUUCCUCUCCCAAAUACAGCAGCAAGUCCGCAGCCAGCAAGGCGAUCUCCUCCGGUCAUGGCUCCAAGUAGAGCCCGAGUCACCAAAGCAGUAUCACGACCUGGCAGCUGAGCUGCGUUCCAAGUUUAGCCGCCAGGAUGCCAUUGAUAAGAUUGUCGAGGAUCGUCUUCCGCAGCAGGACGACCUGCCAGAGGGACAGGCAACGUCGUGGCCGGGACUGUUGGCUUUUUUGAAGGACUACUUGACCUACUGGCGAGAUGUUGAUUUCUCAGACUUGUUAGGGGCACAUCAGCUUCUCAGCGGACUGGCAAACUCUUGUUCCACCGCGUUUGCCCAUCCUACGUACGGCUCAAUGCUGCUUCAAGUCAGCAUGUCCUUGUCUGAGACUCUUGCCCGUCUCACCAUGAACCUCAACCGCCGCCCAGAUCUCACUCGUCGGCUUCGCGUCGUGGAUGAUGAUAACCGCAAAUCCGUCGCCGAGUCUUCUGCUGAGAUCAUUCAAAAGAUCUUUACGACUUGUUUGACUGACAGGUCAGGCACUCGUACGAGUAAGCCAGAAGGGAAGCGGGUUGGUAUUUACAUGUUUGCCAAUCUUGUUCUCAAACUUUUGUUCGCGUGUCGAAGAACUCAACUAGCCAAAAUGAUCUUCGUCAACAUUGAGAGCAUAUCACCUCCGCUCUCGCUCUAUCCCGCCGCUCAGCGCGUCACUUUUCUCUACUACAUUGGCCGCUUCAACUUCUCCAAUCAGCAUUAUCACCGCGCUGCUCUCUGUCUACAAGAGGCUUACUUGCAGACUCCUCCACAGCUCGUCUCUCAUCGUUGCAAUAUUCUCACCUACCUCAUCCCCUCGAAUCUUCUUCUCGGGCGAUUCCCCUCGGACACACUUACAUCACGACCGGAGGCACAGUCACUAAAACCAAUAUUCCUUCCACUGUGUAUGGCCAUUCGCUCUGGUAAUUUUAUGCAGUUCCAAUCUCACCUUGCGGCACACGAAUCAUGGCUCUUAGGAAAGGGUCUUCUCUUACCACUCUCCAAUCGCCUUCGGCCACUUCUCUGGAGGAGUCUCACCCGCAAGACAUUUAUCCUUACAUACGUCCCUCCGACAGACGCUUCAUCCCGCAAAGCAGCAACUCUUGAACUCUCCCAUCUGCUUACCGUAGCAACUUAUGUUCAGCAUCGCCUCGAAGGCUGGCAGCCCUAUAACCCGCGCCUACGCGGUCAGCCAUCACAAGCCAAUCCUGUCUUCAUGAAAGCCCUUAAAAACAACAUUCAAUCCUCCCACGAGACCACUCUUAUGCCUCCCCCAAACGGCUCCCAAAAGUUGCGCCCUAACGAGGGGCUCAUAUGGGGUAACGCACAGGUCACCUACGAGGACGUUGAAAUGACAGUCGCCACGCUCGUCCAACAGGGUUUCAUGCAUGGUUUUGUUGCGCACAGCCAAGGCCGAUUUGCCAUCAUCGGGGCAAAAGCAAAAGGCAGCCCUGUACUGGCUGGAUGGCCAAAUGUUUGGCAGACGAUAAAAGAGAGGAGAUAUGAUGAUGACUUUGAUCUGGAUCAGGUUCCUGGCUGGGUGACAUUAUGA